This is a messenger RNA of Mixia osmundae IAM 14324, 2603 nucleotides long. RefSeq lists its product as uncharacterized. The record is from RefSeq and is a predicted model, not a curated record. The transcript is spliced from 14 exons. NCBI's taxonomy places the organism in Eukaryota, Fungi, Basidiomycota, Mixiomycetes, Mixiales, Mixiaceae. The coding region runs from base 444 to 2603 and encodes 719 amino acids.
CUUCUAUGCUGUGCGGAUGCAGCGACCGAAUGUUCGCCAAAGACGGUUGAUCUGCUGUGACGCCUCGAAAGCUCAUGCACUUCAUUUGGAGGCCCAUCUGCUCGUCGGACGAGAUCGUGAUCCUCGACAUCGACGCUGCCGGACGAAGACGACUACUCAAGAUUAGCUUCGAUGCAGAGAAGAGAAGCGGGCCAGAUAGAAAUCCGACAUCGCACUUCGCUAGCUUGUGCAAAGCUUUGUUUGUCGCCUUGCAUGUACUUACAAUCGCUCCAACUAUUCCGCUUGACAUGAGCACUCCCGCAUACUCUCUCUUGCUCUCUGCAUCGCGAUCGGUUUUUCGAGAAACGCAGCAAAUGACCUGUCCUGGCAUAGCAACCAGAGAUCCUGCCCGAGCCACGCGGAGUCUCUCCUGAGAGAACCUGCUGCCACUCACAGGAGCCUCCAUGCGUCUCGCGCUCAUAGUUUUGGCAGCAGCGGGCCUUGCUCAAGCAGUUUACAGAAGCAGAUGCGUCAAAUACGCUUUCUGUCAAGUGGUCUGCAACAGCCCUCCCCGAUCGGAAUUCACUUAUCACGUAGAAGCUAGCUCUGUCCCGAGUUUGGCACUCGUCAAGUUCUACAAGAUCGACCUGCGCGACGGUGGCAGACGGCUGAGAUGCUCGGUUAGGACUGAUUUUGCCAUUGAGACGCAAGUCUGUACGACCGAAGAAGAUCCGAGAGACCGUACAGGCAACACAUUCUCUGUAGAACAUGAUGAUAUCAUGCCGCUCGAUGUGCUCGACUCGCCUUUCAUGGCAACCUUUGAGGCAUGCUGCAAGGUGACCCGACAGACUGCUCAUAGCCUUUACCUCAAAGCUAUGACCAUCGCCGAUCAGUGGCGAUUCAUAGCUCGCUCAUCCCGUGUGCGAGUCACAUGCCAGGCACCUCCGGGGGAUGGCCCAGUCCAAUCGAUCUGUCGCAGCUCCUUCCCCGAGAAAUUCGAAGCACCUUGCAUGGUGCUGACAGGGACCCCACCUGGGUCCGAGUUCACCUACCAUGUCGAAGCCAGCUCGCUCCCGAGUUUAGCUCUCAUCAGAUUCAUCAAGAAGCAAAAUGAGGACGGCCGCACACGAAUGUACUGCUCCAUCAGACCCGAGAUAGGCUUCAAGGAGCAGGAAUGCAAGGUUGAAGUAGAUCCAGCCGAUCAAAGUGGCGGAUCUUACAUUGUCAGCCAUUUCGAUGAGAUACCAAUCGAUGUAAUCGACUCGCAGUACACGGCGACCUUCGAAUCCUGCUGCAAGGUGCUUCGCAGAACCACACACCAGCUGGAUGCGUACAAUGAGCAAAUGGACAAUCAGUGGCGGCUUAGACUCGAAGCGCCGAUUGCACAAGUCGUCUGCGACGUGCCCAAAGGUGCAGGCGCAGUCCAAUCUAUCUGUCGCAGCUCCUUUCCCACACGAAUCGCCGCACCAUGCAGGAUCCAUUAUGGGACCUGCAAAGUGGACUAUGCCUUGACUUUUGGAGCUUUCUGCAAGGAACGGAACGAUUCGAUCGAACCCGGAAGUCACCCCGGCAGCUUUCAGUCCCCACCGGGAUCCGAAUUCACGUAUCAUGUCGAAGCAAGCUCGCCUGCGAAUCUCGCUUUCAUCAAAUUCUACGAUAAAGAUUAUCCAGAUGGCCGUACAAACCUGUUCUGCUCUGUCAAAACCGAGUUGGGCUUCAAAGAGCAGACGUGCGCAGUCGUACCGAACGCAGCUGACCAGACCGGCCGAACGUUCACACUAGAUCAUACCGAAGAGAUUCCGCUGGACGUGAUUGAUUCGCAGUACACGGCAACAUUCGAGGCCUGCUGCAACGUAUUCAUAAAAACGACGCAUAGAGUGGAGCCACUGGCCCGGCUUAAGAUCGAGCAGUGGACUCUUCUCACCCAUGCGCCAACAGCGGAAGUCAUCUGCGACAUGCCCAAAGGCGCCGGCGCGGUUCAGUCUAUCUGUCGCAGCUCCUUUCCCACACGACUCUCAGCGCCAUGCUUGGUCGAAUACAAUACUUGUCGGACGUGCGCCACGAGCACGCCCAGCGAGGUUUCGCAGCAACGCGUCGCCAUGUCAUCCGGUCCUUCUCCUGCUCGACUCUCACAUGUUGCUCUCUGCUCCCUGCCCGAACGUUGUCUACCUGCAAUGCGACCGACCUUACUCAUCCUCACGAUAGCUUGCUACGUACAAGCUCAGACAAGAGUCAAAUGCGUUGGCUAUUCCGACUGCGAAGUGGUCUGCUACAGUCCGCCGGGGGCAGAGUUUGAUUACGCGGUGCGAGCUACGAUGCCGGCAACCUUGGUAGGCAUUCGAUUCUACAAUCUGGUCGAGAGCGACGGCUAUAGAGAGCUCAGGUGUGCGGCCAAAUCAGCUCCUGGCUUCGAAGAACAGUUCUGUAUGACCGCAGAUAGUAUGACGCAGCCGGGCGAAAUCUUUAUCGUUGAGCAUGGUGGCGAGCUCCGAGUCGAGGAUCUCAUAACGCCCUAUAAGGGUUGGCGGAAUAUCUUCUCGACAGUAACAGCACUGAUGUCGAGGCAGCAACAUUCGAAGCGUGCUGCAGGAUCAUUCGGCGUACUGCACAUAGACUCGACGUGA